Messenger RNA from Macrosteles quadrilineatus (aster leafhopper), 747 nucleotides. RefSeq lists its product as uncharacterized. Bases 1 to 747 code for a protein of 248 amino acids. NCBI's taxonomy places the organism in Eukaryota, Metazoa, Arthropoda, Insecta, Hemiptera, Cicadellidae. The transcript is spliced from 2 exons. The record is from RefSeq and is a predicted model, not a curated record.
AUGUUGGGAGGGGCACAACUGGCGGGUCUGGGAGCCCUGAAACCGAAGAAGUCCAAGCCGCCCAGCCCUGGAACCGAAGAAGUCCAAGCCGCCCAGCCCUCAAACCGAAGAAGUUCACGCCGCCCAUCCCUGGAACCGAAGAAGUCCACGCCACCCAGCCCUGGAACCGCCGAAGUCAACACCGCCGGCCAGCCCUGGAACCGAAGAAGUCCACGCCGCCCAGCCCUGGAACCGAAGAAGUCCACGCCACCCAGCCCUGGAACCCCCGAAGUCUCACCGCCGGCCAGCCCUGGAUCCGAAGAAGUCCACGCCACCCAUCCCUGGAACCGCCGAAGUCAACACCGCCGCCCGGUCUUGGAACCGCCGAAGUCAACACCGCCGGCCAGCCCUGGAACCGAAGAAGUCCACGCCACCCAUCCCUGGAACCGCCGAAGUCAACACCGCCGCCCAGUCUUGGAACUGCCGAAGUCAACACCGCCGCCCAGUCUUGGAACCGCCGAAGUCAACACCGCCGCCCAGUCUUGGAACCGCCGAAGUCAACACCGCCGCCCAGUCUUGGAACCGCCGAAGUCUACACCGCCGCCCAGUCUUGGAACCACCGAAGUCCAUGCCGCAUCGAUUUUUGUACCCGCCCUGGAACCGCCAAUAUCCACGCCGCCCAGCCCUGGAACCGUCGAAGUCGACACCGCCGCCCAGUCUUGGAACCACCGAAGUCCAUGCCGCCCUGGAACCAUAUAUAUUGUUUAG